CUCAUUUCAUAAUCUUGCCACCUUCUCAAAUUUCCACUUUUCCCCCCUUUGAAACAUUCACUCUUUCACUAUCAAUUUAUUUUUUAAUUUAAUUAGAAUUCUGGAAUUCCAUAUAUACGCUGCAUUUCCUGUGUUCCUAUUCAGUUGAAGAAGCGUUACAUAUGAUGCUUGUGAGAUAACAGUUUUCAUCACAAUGGGAAACAAUUGCGUUCACGGAAAAAUUGACGAUCACGGCGCUCUCUACGGCCUAUUCUGGCCGUCAAAAUCACGAGAAGACAACGCUGCCAUUAGUCAAAAAACCAUCAAAAUCGAAGCCGAAGCUGCAACAACAACGACACCGCCGUCUCCGAAGAAAGUGACGAUCGAUGUGAAACAAACGGAUGAAAAAGUGUUCAUGAUCGUGACGGAGAAGCCGAAACCGCCGCGUAAAAAGGCUAACGCCGUGAAGAGGAAGAUGAGCAUAGGCCUCGAGGUGGACUCUGUUCUCAAAACCAAAACAGGGCACCUCAAACAGCGGUUCGAUUUAGGCGAAAAGCUCGGGCACGGCCAGUUCGGCACCACGUUCCUCUGCACCGAGAGGAAGACCGGCAACAAAUUCGCCUGCAAAUCCAUCGCUAAGCGGAAAUUGGUGCAGAAAGAGGAUCUAGAAGAUGUGAGGAGAGAGGUCGAAAUCCUGCACCACUUGUCCGGCCACGACAACGUCGUCUCCAUCCAAGGAGCGUACGAGGACGCUGUCGCGGUCCAUGUCGUGAUGGAGCUCUGCGGAGGCGGGGAGCUUUUCGAUAGGAUCAUCCAGAGGGGGCAUUAUUCGGAGAAGAAGGCCGCCGAACUUACUAGAACAAUCGUAGGUGUGUUGGAGGCUUGCCAUUCGUUGGGAGUUAUGCAUAGAGAUGUAAAGCCGGAGAAUUUCCUCUUUGUUAAUGGAGCUGAGGAUUCGGCUAUGAAGAUCAUAGAUUUCGGUUUGUCUGUUUUCUUCAAGCCAGGGCAAGUGUUGAGUGAUGUGGUGGGGAGCCCUUACUACGUUGCACCGGAAGUUCUGUGCAAGCGAUAUGGCGCUGAGGCCGACGUCUGGAGCGCAGGAGUUAUAGUUUAUAUCCUUCUCUGUGGAGUGCCUCCAUUUUGGGGUGAAACAGAACAAGAGAUAUUCAAAGAGGUUUUGUAUGGUGAGAUUGACUUCUCAUCACAUCCUUGGCCUAACAUCUCUGAGAGUGCAAAGGAUCUUGUGAAAAGAAUGCUUGUAAGGGAUCCCAAAAAAAGGAUAACUGCUCAUCAAGUUUUAUCACAUCCAUGGGUGCAGGUUGGCGGGGUAGCUCCAGACGAGCCUAUUCACUCUGCGGUGCUGAGCCGGAUGAUGCACUUCUCGGCCAUGAACAAGCUCAAGAAAAUGGCUAUAAGAGUAAUUGCGGAGAGUCUCUCCGAGGAAGAGAUUGCAGGGCUAAGAGAAAUGUUCGAGACAAUAGAUUCAGACAACAGCGGCUACAUCACCUUCGAGGAGCUCAAGGUUGGCCUAACAAGAUACGGAGCUAAUCUUGAGGAAUCAGAGAUACAUCGUCUGUUGAAAGCUGCAGAUAUUGAUAACAAUGGUGCCAUAGACUAUGGAGAGUUCAUCGCAGCAACGUUGCACAUGAACAAAAUCGACAAGGAUGAUCAUCUCAUUCGCGCAUUUUCUUACUUUGACAAAGACGGGAGUGGAUACAUAACGCAAGACGAGCUUCAACGAGCUUGUGAGGACUUCGGGAUUCAAGAUUUCAAGCUUGAUGAAAUUAUUCAAGAAGCAGACCAGGAUAAUGAUGGCCGAAUAGAUUACAAUGAGUUCGUGGCUAUGAUGCAUAGAGGUAACACAGAUUUCAGUAACAAAAAAUUCAAGAAUAAUUUUGGUGUUGGAUUGAAGGAGCCAAUGCCAGUUUGUUGAUACGAAAUAUUUUCCUUUUUUUCUCUCUUUUUUUCAAAUUUAAAAUUACUCUGUGUAAGUUAUAUAAAUGGCCCAACAGGUCCAACUCCAUAUUCUUUCA
Molecule: messenger RNA, 2012 nt
Organism: Salvia hispanica
Lineage: Eukaryota; Viridiplantae; Streptophyta; Magnoliopsida; Lamiales; Lamiaceae
Product: calcium-dependent protein kinase 26-like
Biological process (GO): protein phosphorylation
Molecular function (GO): calcium ion binding; protein kinase activity; ATP binding
Source: RefSeq, a predicted model, not a curated record